AUGAGUGGACAGGUGAGUGGCACAGGGAAGAAGACUUGCCUGGACAAGGCUGGCCUGCAGAUGGCCACCAAUGGCAUGGACAGGGUUGGUCUGGAGAUGGAUGGAGCAGCCCACAGCCUCAACAAUGGCAGUGGCAGCAAGAUGGAUGACAGCAACCUGCCUGCCUGGAGAAGGCGACGCAUGCCUGGCAUUCCAGAAGAAGAGGAAGAGUUGCCAGAACACAUGUGGGGAGCAAACUCCCAGAGCUCAGGCACCCAGCCUGCACAAGGCAGUUCUGGCUUGCCUGCAGAAGGCGCUCAAAAGUUCCCAGUCGAAGAGGUCAUGCAAACCAUGUCAGAGCUGCAG
Molecule: messenger RNA, 345 nt
Organism: Durusdinium trenchii
Lineage: Eukaryota; Dinophyceae; Suessiales; Symbiodiniaceae
Source: the annotation of a GenBank genome assembly